AGGAGAGUGUUGGUCUAGUCUAUGUAAAGUUUAAUGCUGUGGGUAUGAGUCCGCGAUCAAUACUGACGACUACGCCGGCUUUCUUCCCUCGAAAAAGUCGCCCGAAGAUUUCCGCCGGCGUGUCAGUUUGAGCAAAAUUAAACGCGCUGCGUACCGAGUUGUUGGACUUUACUAAUUAUAAAUAAAUAAAUUUGUCAGUUGUCAGUCUAUCAAUCAUCGGUAUAUCGAUUUCUAAAGCAGAGCAAUUGGGAAAUUUGAAUAAUUGACGUAAAUAACGCGGCCUCGACGACUACCUCGGCUGAACCGGGUGAACCACCCAGGGGAGGAAGGCAUCAACGAGGGCAUUAAAUCCAAGACGUCGUGCCCUCGUCUCGCUCCACCCUCCUCCCUCACUUUGGUUCGCCACCUCGCAACGAGUUCCGGUUUCACAUCUCGACGUCUAACAAAAAUAAAUCGUAAAAUGACGUCGAAGGUGUUAGUCAAGUUACCCACGGUGCCAUUUUCUCAGGGGAAAAAAUCAACAGAGCUAAUGAGUUUGCCAGCGAGAAAUGACGGUGUUGCAACGCCCUUGCGAUCUCAGCAAGCGGGUAUUAAUGGAGAUAGGACACCUCAGUUGGAGCAGAAUAUGAAGUUUCUUCAGGAACAACAUCAAGCAACUCUCGUUGCUUUGCAUCAGGAAGUGGAGACUCUGCGACAACGAAAUCGCGAUUUACAAUUUCAGUUGGUAUUUACUAAAGGCACUGCGUGUACAAAUAGCCCGUCAUCACCAGAAGAUAAUUCAAACGGGUUUGUGAAACCUAAGGGAAGCCCAGUUAGUGUCAAUGUUACUCCUCUGCAGAUUGAACUUCUUGAACGUGAUCUCGAGGAGCUCAAAGUAUCAUUCAAUGACGUUAAGAAACAAAAUGUCCAUCUUCUUGAAAUAAUUGAGCAGCAGAAAUUGAAACUAGAACAGACGGCAAAGGACAAAGAAAAACUUAAAGUCAAUGAUGCGGCUAUACAAGUGGGAGAAACGACAAAUUCAGUAAACAGUGAACUGGCAGCGCGUCUAGAGGAUGCAGAGUCAUUGGUAAAGAGACUGCAACGUGAGAAUUCAGAUCAGCAGCGUGAAAUAGCAACGAUAAAAGCGUCAUCAGCUAAAAAUUCUGGUGGGAAUCGCAGUGGACAUGGACGAGGACGAGGAAAUAACGAAAAUGGUCAUCACAGUCGCGGAUCAUCUGGUGACCCUGGACAGUCUGGUAGAAAUUCUUAUAAAUUUCCUCCGUUAGAAGGAGAAAGUUACUGGAGAAAUGCUGCUCGAGGACGUUCCAGUUACGAUCGUCAUUCGGGACAACAUCACCGUCGCAACCGCAUGGAUAAAGAGGAAAGUGAACCUGACAUGUCCUGUCGUAUUGUUCUGCCAGAAUUACUUAACAGCAACGUAAAACCAGAGAUCCCUUGCUACCCACAGUUUUAUCCUCGCUCAUCACGGGGAUACCACAACGGAGGCGGUGGUAGUGGCGGCGGUAACUAUUACAGGGACAGCGGCAAUCGCAAAUUUCGAGGACAAGGACGUCAAAAAGAUCGUCGAGAGCAACAGGACUCGCGAGGCGAUCAUCGUGAUUAUCGUGAUAGAAAUUCCAGAGAUCAAUCAAGGGAUUUUAAUGACGGCGCACAUAUGUCCAAGAAACAGUAAUGCGUUUUUAAAAAUCGAUGAAUAAUUAUUUGCAUUAUGAUGGUGAUUAUUGCUACUAACAUGAAAAUUACAUAAAAACAUAUAUGCAUGUUGAUAUACAUGUGGCUUUAAACAGCAGACUUUGUGUUUUAGUUACCACGCAUGAGAAUCCUCGUGUUAAAUAUUUAUAUAUUACGUGUAAAAGAACCGAUCGUCAUACUAGUAUUAACCCUUUAAUGGAAAAAUUCACUAGCGGCAUAUUUAUAAUAUUUAAAUUAUUAUUAUUAUGAUUAUUAUUGUUAUUAUUAACGGAAAAAUGGUAAGAUUUUAAUCUCGUAGCUUGGUAACUAUUCAAUCCUAAAAUGAGCUACACUCGGGCAUGAUUACGUAAUAAAUAGACGACUACAUAAUAGCGGUAUUUAAUAUUCGGUAUAAAAAAUAUGAAAACAAAAUAUAAAAAUCAAAUAAACUGGUAUGUUAUUAUAAAGGUAUUUAAAUAUUGUAUUAGAUGAAUUAAAAUUGGUGUAAUCUAAAUUUUAAUCGUAAUAGAUUUUCCGUAAUGAGUAAUUUAUUGAAUUAAUUGAUAACAAACAAAGUAAAACAUAAAAAAGAACCAGAAAAAAUGUAUACUCUGACAGUUGCUAUAUAACAAGUAGAAAUUGAGACUGAAUCAUUAAAACUUUGGAGGAUAAAAAUAAAUAAAAAUUAAAGGACUAAAAAUUUAAUUAGUAAUUUUUAAAUUAACAUAUUUAUAUUGAUUGUGUAUCAAGCACGACGCUUAACAAUAUUGUGAAUUCAAAUCCAGUCAUAUUUAUCGUUCAUCAUUCAAUGUUUAAUUGUUUUUGUCAUGCUAAUUAACUGUCAGUUAAAAAUGAAUUUAUUUGUUGAUAAUUUAAAAAUGCUUAGUUUAUGUGGGCGGCAUUCAUCUCAGCUUCCAUGAAGGAAAAUACUGAUGCUUAUUGUGAUAAUUUUUUUCUUAACAUUUAAAAUUAUUUAAUUGUUCUACUCUAUCGUUUGCUAUAUAAUUAUAUAUGUAUAUGAUACUUUUAUAAUGAAGUUUUGAUUUUUUUAAACUUUAUAGAUCUGGAAGAUACUUUAUAUAUUCUAUUUAAUAUUCUAUAAAACAUGAAACAAACUAAAUACGUAAAGCAGUGAUUGAUGAUUAUAAAUUUUAAAUAACUUUUUUAGCUCUAGUGUCAUUUAAUAAUAAACAGUCAUACUACAAAAAACAGAAUAUUGAAUAAUAGUAAUCACAAAGGUCUGCAUGGAUGAUAUUCCCAACGAUAAAGUCAUCGAUUUUUUAGUAUACAAUAAAUACGCCUCAUGUUAAUUAUAAAAUUAUACAUAUAUAUACACAUUAUAUACAUGUAUAAAAUUAUAAAACAAAUAAAAAUCUUUAUAAUCAUAAAGUACAAUUGUACGCUUUAAUGGGUGAUAAAAUU
This is a messenger RNA of Microplitis demolitor, 3093 nucleotides long. RefSeq lists its product as uncharacterized. NCBI's taxonomy places the organism in Eukaryota, Metazoa, Arthropoda, Insecta, Hymenoptera, Braconidae. Bases 461 to 1672 code for a protein of 403 amino acids. The record is from RefSeq and is a predicted model, not a curated record. The transcript is spliced from 7 exons.